Linum tenue is the source of this 651-nucleotide messenger RNA. The record is from the annotation of a GenBank genome assembly. Lineage: Eukaryota; Viridiplantae; Streptophyta; Magnoliopsida; Malpighiales; Linaceae.
AUGUCCGACGGCACCGCCGACACCUGCUGCAGGUGCUGCAGCAGCUUCAUACUAACCAGCGGCCUCACCGCCCUCUUCCUCUGGCUAAGCCUCCGCACCUCCACACCGAAGCUCUUCCUCCAAAACAUCUCCAUCCCGUCCCUCAAUCGCUCCCACCCAAUCCCUCCGGCGGCGACGGCGAACUCCUCCUCCGCCGCCCUCCUCUCGUUCGAUCUGCGGCUGGAGAAUCCCAACAAGGACAAAGGGGUUUACUACGACGCCGUUAAGGUCGCCUUCUACUCCAUCGACGGCGGCAACAACAAGAGCAUCCCCUUGGGUAAUUUCACCAUCCCGCCGUUCUACCAGGGCCACCAGAAGAAGGCCACCAAGAGCGGCUCCCUCAACGCCACGGCCGCCGCCACGGGGGCGGCGGCGAUUCUCCGGCGGGGCAACGAUUCGUCGUCAACGCCGCGUUCCUUCCGGGUGGAUAUCGCGACCCGGGUUAGGUACAAGAUCAUUUUCUUCAAGACCAAGCGGCAUCGGAUUGCGGUGGGAGCUGAUUUCCAGGUCAACGACCAGGGGACCAAGGUCAACUCCAGGGAUGUGAGGCUGAAAACGACGCCGUUGUGUUGGGGGAUUGGUGCUCUAGUUCUCUCCGUUUUGGUUUUUUGA